GUAUGUGGUGCAUCAGUACCCGUCUGAUACUGAAGGGGGCGUUCUGCACCCAGCCUUCACACAAACAGCACUGACUGAACGGACAGAGAGCUUUGUGCCGAAAACUAAGCCCAACCUGUGUCAGACUAAUGAAUUAAAACGGCCUGUUUAAGAGAGGCCAGUAAAAGACCGUGUGGACCAUAUAUCAACAAGCAUGGAGUUCCCGCAACAGCAGAAACCGGCGGGGGAAGGAAUCAUCUAUCCUCCUGGAGUUAAAGAGAUUACGGACAAAAUCAGUAACGAUGAGAUGGUCAAACGAUUGAAGAUGGUGGUGAAGACAUACAUGGACAUGGAUCAAGACUCAGAAGAGGAAAAGCAGCAAUACCUCGGCCUGGCACUCCACCUUGCAUCAGAGUUCUUCCUUAGGAACCCCAAUAAAGAUGUUCGGCUACUAGUGGCCUGCUGCCUGGCUGAUAUCUUCAGGAUCUAUGCCCCUGAGGCUCCCUAUACCUCCCAUGAUAAACUCAAGGACAUCUUCCUCUUCAUCACUAGACAGUUAAAGGGGCUAGAAGACACCAAGAGUCCUCAGUUUAACCGAUACUUCUACCUGCUGGAGAACCUGGCUUGGGUGAAGUCGUACAACAUUUGCUUUGAGCUGGAGGACUGCAAUGAGAUCUUCAUCCAGCUUUUCAAAACACUCUUCUCUGUUAUCAAUAACAGCCAUAACCACAAGGUACAGAUGCACAUGUUGGAUCUGAUGAGUUCUAUCAUCAUGGAGGGAGAUGGUGUCACACAGGAGCUGCUGGACACCAUCCUCAUUAAUCUCAUCCCUGCACACAAGAAUCUGAACAAGCAAGCAUAUGAUCUUGCUAAGACUCUGCUGAAGAGGACCGUCCAGACCAUUGAGACAUGUAUUGCAAAUUUCUUCAAUCAGGUUUUAGUGAUGGGCAAGUCAUCAGUCAGCGAUUUAUCAGAGCACGUCUUUGACCUCAUCCAGGAACUGUUUGCCAUUGAUCCUAUGCUGCUUACCUCUGUCAUGCCACAGCUGGAGUUCAAGCUUAAGAGCAAUGAUGGUGAGGAGCGUCUUGCUGUUGUACGGUUGCUGGCAAAGUUGUUUGGGGCCAAAGACUCUGAGCUGGCCUCGCAGAACAGACCCCUGUGGCAGUGCUUCCUAGGACGGUUCAAUGACAUCCACGUACCAGUCAGGCUAGAGUGUGUAAAGUUUGCCAGCCACUGCCUCAUGAACCACCCAGACUUGGCAAAAGACCUGACAGAGUAUUUGAAGGUGCGUUCCCACGACCCAGAGGAAGCCAUUCGUCAUGAUGUCAUCGUCACCAUCAUUAAUGCUGGGAAAAAAGACCUCAACUUGGUCAAUGACCAGCUGUUAGGCUUUGUACGGGAAAGGACCUUGGACAAGAGGUGGCGUGUGCGUAAGGAGGCCAUGAUGGGCCUGGCUCAGCUUUACAAGAAAUAUUGUCUGCACCACGAGGCUGGAAAAGAGUCUGCCCAAAAGAUCAGCUGGAUCAAAGACAAACUGCUGCACAUCUACUAUCAGAACAGCAUCGACGACAAGUUAUUAGUCGAGAAGAUCUUUGCCCAGUACAUGGUCCCUCACAAUCUUGAUACAGAGGAGAAGAUGAAAUGCCUCUACUACCUGUAUGCCUGCCUGGACACAAACGCUGUCAAGGCCCUGAAUGAGAUGUGGAAGUGUCAGAAUAUGCUCAGAAGCCUCGUCAAGGAGCUGCUUGACCUCCACAAGCUGCCAGUGGUACAUUCUGAGGCCAACAACACAGCAAUGUUUGGGAAGUUGAUGAGUAUUGCCAAGAACCUCCCAGAUGCUGGGAAAGCUCAGGACUUCAUGAAGAAGUUCAAUCAGGUACUCGGUGAGGAUGAGAAGCUCAGAGUUCAGCUGGAGAUGCUCAUCAGUCCGACGUGCUCCUGCAAACAAGCUGAGAUUUGUGUGAGGGAGAUCACUCGGAAGUUGACGUUUCCCAAACAGCCUACUAACCCGUUCCUGGAGAUGGUGAAGUUCCUGUUGGAGCGUAUUGCUCCUGUUCACAUCGACUCUGAAGCCAUCAGUGCUCUGGUAAAGCUGCUGAACAAGUCUAUUGAGGGCACAGCUGAUGAUGAUGAGGAAGGUGUUACCCCUGAUACAGCCAUCCGCUCAGGACUGGAGCUACUCAAGGUUCUGUCUUUCACCCACCCCACCGCAUUUCACUCGGCAGAGACCUACGAGUCUCUGCUCCAGUGUUUGAAGAUGGAGGAUGACAAAGUUGCAGAGGCAGCCAUCCAGAUUUUCAGAAACACCGGGCAGAAGAUCGAGACGGAGUUACAGCAGAUAAGAUCGACUCUGAUUCCUAUCUUGCAUCAGAAGGCCAAGCGGGGCACCCCUCACCAGGCCAAGCAGGCUGUCCACUGUAUUCAUGCCAUCUUCAACAACAAGGAAGUGCAGCUGGCACAGAUUUUUGAGCCUCUGUCACGUAGUCUGAAUGCAGACGUCCCAGAGCAGCUCAUCACACCUCUCGUGUCCUUGGGCCAUAUUUCCAUGCUGGCUCCAGAUCAGUUUGCUUCCCCAAUGAAAUCCAUUGUUGCCAACUUCAUUGUGAAGGACUUGCUCAUGAAUGACCGGUCGGUGGGAAACAAGAAUGGAAAACUGUGGACCACUGAUGACGAAGUCUCACCUGAAGUUCUUGCUAAGGUUCAGGCCAUCAAACUGCUCGUGCGUUGGUUACUAGGAAUGAAGAACAACCAAUCCAAGUCAGCAAACUCCACCCUGCGCCUGCUGUCAGCCAUGUUGGUCAGCGAAGGAGACCUCACAGAGCAGAAGAAGAUCAGUAAAUCGGACAUGUCCCGUCUGAGGCUGGCUGCAGGUGGAGCCAUUAUGAAGUUGGCACAAGAGCCAUGUUACCAUGAAAUCAUCACACCUGAGCAGUUUCAGCUGUGUGGCCUCGUUAUCAAUGACGAGUGCUACCAGGUUCGUCAGAUCUUUGCACAGAAGUUGCACCUGGCUCUUGUGAAAUUGCUGCUGCCCCUCGAAUACCUGGCUGUGUUCGCUCUGUGCGCCAAGGACCCGGUGAAGGAGCGCCGUGCACAUGCCAGACAGUGCCUCCUCAAAAACAUCUCCGUCCGCAGAGAGUACAUCAAACAAAACCCCCUCGCUCAGGAAAAACUUGUCUCUCUUCUUCCUGAGUAUGUGGUUCCUUACAUGAUCCACCUGCUGGCUCAUGACCCAGACUUCACAAAACCGCAUGAAUAUGAGCAGCUCAAAGACAUCAAAGAAUGCCUGUGGUUCAUGCUUGAAGUGCUGAUGACCAAGAAUGAGAACAACAGUCAUGCCUUUCUUAGGAAGAUGGUAGAAAAUAUCAAACAAACCAAGGAUGCUCAGUGUCCUGAUGAUGCAAAGGCCAACGAGAAACUGUACAUUGUCUGUGACGUCGCUCUCUUCGUGAUCGCCAACAAGAGCACUGCGUGUCACCUGGAUUGUCCGAAAGAGCCCGUCUUACCCUCCAAGUUCUUCCUCAUACAGGACAAGGACUUCAAAAAUGAUAAAGAGUAUUUGACGGCAGAAAUGAGACAAAUGCUGCUCACUGGAAAGCCCAAACCAGCUCCUGUGUUAGGAGCAGUGAACAAGCCUCUGACGGUACCAGGGAGGAGGAUCUUCACCAAGACCACCACAGCUUCAGACACAACCAGUAACACCAGCACCAACUCCUCUCCUCUGAGCUCAACAAUCAACAAGAACAGUAACAGCAGCUCUACCAACGAGUCGUCAGAGAGCAGAGCACAGGAAAACAAUGAGAACCCAGUCAUCAAGGCUGAAGAGGUGAAGAAGGUCGAGCCCAGUCAGAAAGCAGCUCCCGAUGCCGGGACAGAAGCGUCGCCUGUCAAACGACGUGGUCGCCCGCCUAAAUCAGCUGCUGCUGCUCCAGUAGCAGCUGACAAAGAGGGAGGAGCGGCACCAGUGGGGGGUGGAACCAGCAGAGGCAGGAAAAGGGCAGCUGACCCCAACUCGAACCCGUCUGCAGAGUCAAUCAACAUCAAGAUGUCAAAACAGCAGCAGCAGAAUGACGAAGGGACAAAGAGACAGAUUGACCUGCAGAGGUAAAGAGGAAACCACUGAAGGUGAAACCAAGACUGUAGAGACUGGGCCAGACUCUUCCUUAUAUCUUCCCAACCCUGUGUACAAGCUCCUCUGACUCUUAAAGCUUUCCUGGAUACAUUAUGGACCUUUCUUAAAACACACAAACAGGCGCACACACACACACACACACAAGCACGCACACACACACACACUCUAGAAGGUUUUACCUUGUAGUCAUGAUUUGAAGCUCAUUGUAUGUAGGUCUUACUCAGAAUCAUGUUAUUUUUUUCCUUUGUGUUUGUUGCUCUUUGCUUCUUUUGUGGAGCCAUUUUUAAGAAAAAACAGGAUGGACAUUUUACAGCCGUUUUAAUCUGGUUAUGAUUGUUGCUUAUUAAAUCCCCUGGGAAAAUCCUACUGUACGUCUCUUGACCUCUUCCUCUUUGUGUCUGUGUUGCACAGUGUUUUUUUUUUUUAAUUAUAUUUCUUUCUCAUCGGGUUUUUUACACAGUUAUAUUUUGUAAAUAUGCCUGUGUAACUUUCCACUGAAAACCUUUUGAAUAUCUAAGUGAAAACAGUUAAAAAUCUUUGCAGCAGUUGGCUUAAAUAUGGGAACACCUGAUGCGUUUAACAGAUGUACCGGCACCAAAAUUUUAUACACUUUGGUAAGUUUAGGUUUCUAACUUUGGUAUGUUUAGGUGCUUUAGCUUGUUUAUAGCAUCACAAGGCCAGUUAGAAACUUGUGGUGGCUUCUCAAGUGACACCAGUAAUGCUUUUAAAGGCCUUUUGAUUUAUUUCCAGUGCGUGUAAAUGGACAAAAUUAAGCGGUCAAGCAUUUCUGGAUACUGUGCUCCCAGCUCUGCUCGCUGCCUCGUGCCCUGGACAUGUCAGAGGCUCUGAAAAUGAGCUGGGUUUUAAUGACUUUUGUUUUUUUUUUCUUUUUUACAUCUGAAGUACUUCACUUUGGAUUGCAUAAAUGAUAUAUAACUAUCCAAGUAUGUGUUCAGGAUUUUGUUCAUCUUUUAUGAUUGAAUAUUUUUUGUACUUUUGUCAGUUUUCUGUUGGGUUAUUCCUGAUUUUUAAGCAUCGAGUGAGUGGAUACCAUGUGGGUUGUGUUGAUGACGGGGACUAAGUAUGCCUAUACUCAUGAUCAUAUUUAAUUUUUUCCAAAAAGAAAAAAAAAUAAAUGCUUUUAGAUGU
Molecule: messenger RNA, 5257 nt
Organism: Oreochromis aureus
Lineage: Eukaryota; Metazoa; Chordata; Actinopteri; Cichliformes; Cichlidae
Gene: pds5a
Product: PDS5 cohesin associated factor A
Exons: 33
Coding region: 194-4084 (1296 amino acids)
Biological process (GO): DNA repair; mitotic sister chromatid cohesion
Cellular component (GO): nucleus; chromatin
Source: RefSeq, a predicted model, not a curated record